AAAAAAAAAUAAAAAAAAAUUAUAAUUUUUUUUUUUAAUUUCAUUUUUAUUUAAUUUUUUAUAUAAUAAUAGAAUUUUAUAAAAAAUAAUACUUAUUAACACAAAUCCAAAUUGUUACAAAGAAAUGCAAGUUUUAAUAGAAAUUAAUGAUAACCAACCAGCACCUAAUGUUAUCAAAUACACAUUAGAAAACCCAUCUCAGAAUCUUGGACACAAAUUAAAGAUUUCACAUAUUGUAAAUGAUCCAACUGCCCCUCUUUAUGUGAAUUAUAAUAAUUUAAACAAAAAAUAUUUCGGCUAUAUGGAAUAUUUACUCGUAAGACCAAAACAAAAACAUACUUUAAAAAAUGGCCACAUUGUAAAAAAAAGCAAUCGUAAUGGCCACAACCGUAAAACAACAACAACAACAACAACAACAACAACAACUACCACUACUACCUCUACAACAUCUACAUUGGAGCAGCAAAAUAUCAACAAAUUCACUUAAAGAAUUUGAAAUAAUAUGAUUUGUGUAUUUCUAAAUGAAUACUUAUAAAUCAAAUGUACCAACAUAUGAAUAAUAAUCAAUUCAUUUCUUAAUAUACACAAUCAUAUUAUAAACCAUCAUUUAAUAAUAUUUUAAUUAAUAUUAAAGAUGGUAGUAAUAACACAUAUCACUUUGAAGUAUAUAGUGAAAUUAUUUUAAACUUUAAAUAAACUUAAACCACUUUACAACU
Molecule: messenger RNA, 716 nt
Organism: Dictyostelium purpureum
Lineage: Eukaryota; Evosea; Eumycetozoa; Dictyosteliales; Dictyosteliaceae
Exons: 1
Coding region: 125-487 (120 amino acids)
Source: RefSeq, a predicted model, not a curated record